AUGGAUAAACAGUCUUUUAUUUUACAAGAUACACGAACAGGUACAGAUGGCGCUGGUGACUCAGGUACCUUGGACAUGGGCAGCCGCUCCUCAUUGCACACCGGCCUGCAAAUGUCCGAAGAUGAACAUUGGGAGAUGAACUACCAUGAGGCUGCUAUUUAUUUGGAGGAAGGUCUUAAUAAUGAAAAGUUCGACUCCCACCCGUCAAGUCCAGAGGAAUUACCUGCGUAUCUCAGGGUACACAACCCAUGGUACCAUGGAUUAGACUUACUGGCAUCUCUGGUGCUCAUUCUUCUAGCGUUCACUGAAGAUCCUGCUGUACCCACAUUCGAAUUACCAGUAUGGGCUCAUGGCACGAUAGAGCUUCUAGCACUGACGGUGAUUGGCGUAGAGCUACACCUUAAACUGAAGUGGAUCGGAUGGGGCACAAUACUAAAACACAAGAGGACAAUGAUAAAGGGGAUAACCCUACUAAUAAUGGUCCUGGAAGCAGUGGUUGUGUUAUGCCGACAGUCUUCACAUUUUCGAGUGACGCGAGCUCUUCGACCUAUUUUUCUAGUAGAUACAAGACACUGUGGUGGCGUCCGACGGUUCAUCAGACAGAUACUUCAGUCUCUACCACCUAUUAUUGAUAUGUUAGGAUUACUAAUGUUCUUCGUGGCAACCUACUCGCUGCUGGGCUACUAUCUUUUCUCAGAACACGUUGACAACGGACACUUCCAGACCAUCAGCGAUUCUUUUGUCAGCAUGUUUGUACUACUCACGACAGCCAAUUUUCCAGAUGUGAUGAUGCCAUCGUACGCCAAGUCCAAGUGGUACGCGGUGUUCUUCAUACUGUACAUCAUCACUGUUCUCUACGUGCUCAUGAAUUUGAUGUUGGCGGUAGUGUACGAGACGUUCACCCGCAUCGAGCGAGAGAAGUGCCGCGCGUUGCUCCUACACCGGCGGCGCGCUGCUCGGCACGCCUUCCGCCUGCUCGUGUCGCGCCGCGCGCCUCACGCCGUGCGCUUGCGUCAUUUCGCCGGCCUCAUGCGUCACUAUGCGCCGCAUUAUAGUGGUUUGGAUGUCUACCUGAUGUUCAAGCAACUCAACCAAUCCGCAUCGGGUGGUCUGUCACGCAGCGAGUUUGCCAACUUAUACGACGUGUUCGCGCUCCGGUGGGCUGGACAACACUCCAGGGCGCCUUGGUACGCGCAGUCGCCGCUGGAGCCUCUCGGCCGAGCUGCUGCAGCUGCCUUACGGUGGCCCUACUUUGAAUAUCUUAUUUAUGCUCUUAUUAUCGGAAACGGAGUAGCGUUAGUUCUCCGAGUGUGUGAGGCGGCUGGUGACCUGCAGGACAGCGCCAGACUCUUGUGCGCUUCAUGGGAUACCUGGUUGUUCCUCUCAUUAUUCCUAAUAGAGGCAGGUUUGCGAAUGAUGGCGUCUGGUUUGAGCGCGUACCUUGAGAGUGGCUGGAACGUGUUCGACCUAAGCGUGACGCUCCUGGCACUCAUGGGCGCCGUGCUACUCAGCAUUGCACCGAAACUCUUCAUCGUCGUUAUUUUCAGACCUCUGAGGCUGAUGCGUCUCUACAAGCUCAAGAAACGUUACCGCGACGUGUUCGGGACACUGGUGCUGCUAUCACCUCUCAUGUCAUCCGCUGGUUGCGUCAUGUUGGUCAUGUAUUAUUUCUUUGCCAUCAUCGGCAUGGAACUCUUCGCCUCUUACGAUCUAAGAAACUGUUGCGUUAACACUACGGUGGAAGACUUCUACAAAUACUCGCUGAACGGUUCCACGGCCUUAGGUUACUACUACCUGAACAAUUUUGAGAACAUAGUCACGAGUGGGGUCACUUUGUUCGAACUCACAGUCGUCAACAAUUGGUUUAUACUGAUGAACGCAUAUGCCACAGUGUCUGGUCAGUUCAGUAGGAUAUAUUUUAUGGUGUUCUACUUAUUCACUAUGGUUGUACUGACUAUUGUGGUGGCGAGUGUACUGGAGGCCUUCAGAUUCAGGAUACAGUAUAAGCGUAGCACUACUAAGAGAGAUGAGGAGAAACUUCUUCACGAAGAGGUUCAUACUAAUUGGGAGGAGGCUCAAAGGAUUGGCGUUAGCGGUGAACUCUCUGAGGAGCUCAGGCCUCACCUACCACCCGGGGUGGAAGUCACAUUUAUUGGAUCUCGUCCACGAACGAAGGAGGUACUGCAGCGGCGGAUGUACCAGACUGAGAUACAGAAAUGGCUAGCAGAGGAGGACGAGAAUGAAGGUCUGCCACCUUCGACGACAAUAACCUCAAGCGAGGAUCCACUAGCGCCACCCUUGAUCCACCAACCUGAUGCCGAAACCAACCACCAGAUGAGAACGGGUUACCAAUUGUAG
Molecule: messenger RNA, 2358 nt
Organism: Arctia plantaginis
Lineage: Eukaryota; Metazoa; Arthropoda; Insecta; Lepidoptera; Erebidae
Source: the annotation of a GenBank genome assembly